This is a messenger RNA of Acanthopagrus latus (yellowfin seabream), 2181 nucleotides long. RefSeq names its product pleiotropic regulator 1 (gene plrg1). Gene Ontology annotation, biological process: mRNA splicing, via spliceosome. NCBI's taxonomy places the organism in Eukaryota, Metazoa, Chordata, Actinopteri, Spariformes, Sparidae. The transcript has 15 exons. Gene Ontology annotation, cellular component: catalytic step 2 spliceosome; Prp19 complex; precatalytic spliceosome. The coding region runs from base 154 to 1686 and encodes 510 amino acids. Gene Ontology annotation, molecular function: protein binding. The record is from RefSeq and is a predicted model, not a curated record.
CUGUUUACUUCCGGGUCGUGGAGUUGUCGGAUUGCGCUUGUGUUGGACAUGUUGUUUAGGAUUGCGAUCGAUAUUUGAGUGCGACAAAGCAGUAAUUAUAAAAAACGCAAAUUUCUGCAACUGUGCUGUUUUUUCCGGACGAACACCACCAAGAUGACGGAGGAUGUUCAGAAGCACUCUGUCCACACUCUGGUCUUUAGAUCUCUCAAAAGGACGCAUGAUAUGUUUGUGUCUGACCAUGCGAAGUCCAUCUCCCUGGACGACGAGAGCCACAAGAUUAAGAUGAAUGCGAAACUAAAAACUGAGUACGGUGCCGUGUUGCACAUGCCUGUGCUGAAGGAAGGGAAAGACAGAGUCUCACAUCCUGGCGGCCUGCAGCAGAGCUACUCACAGCCAGGGGACGACCCAGAAUACCUGAUCACAGGAACACAUGCGUAUCCUUCUGGACCUGGAGUGGCUUUGACUGCUGACACAAAGAUGCACAGGAAUCCAAGCGAGGGAGGAAUCCACUCCAUGGCGCUGGCUCUGCCGCCCUCACAAGCAAGACAAGAUGUGAGCCGCACAGCAGCCAGCGUGGGUGACAUCCAUCACCAUGCGGGAGCGGCAAGCAGAUCUCACCCUCCGUCGAGUGCUCUGUCGCUCAUGGAAGGAGGCGGCACCAGAAAUUCUUCACUGAUGAGGAAAGCACCAACCAUGCCCAAACCUCAGUGGCAUCCACCGUGGAAACUCUUUCGGGUCAUCAGUGGUCAUCUCGGCUGGGUGAGGUCCAUCGCUGUGGAGCCUGGGAAUCAGUGGUUUGUCACGGGGUCUGCUGAUAGAACCAUAAAGAUCUGGGACCUGGCCAGUGGGAAACUGAAACUCUCCCUGACAGGACACAUCAGCACAGUGCGAGGUGUGGCGGUCAGCACACGCAGCCCCUACCUGUUCUCCUGUGGAGAAGACAAGCAGGUCAAGUGUUGGGAUCUGGAGUACAACAAGGUCAUCAGGCACUACCACGGACAUCUUAGUGCUGUGUACGAUUUAGACCUGCAUCCGACUAUUGACGUGCUGGUGACCUGCAGCAGAGACGCCACAGCGAGGGUGUGGGACAUCAGGACCAAAGCUAACGUGCACACACUGACCGGCCACACCAACACUGUGGCCACAGUGAGAUGUCAGGCUGCAGAACCACAAAUCAUCACUGGCAGCCACGAUUCAACCAUCAGGCUGUGGGAUUUGAUUGCUGGAAAAACCAGAGCGACUCUGACGAACCACAAGAAGUCUGUCCGAACUGUUGUGCUGCACCCCAGACAAUACACGUUUGCUUCUGGUUCCGCUGAUAACAUCAAACAGUGGAUGUUCCCAGAUGGCAACUUCAUCCAGAACCUGUCGGGCCACAACGCCAUCAUCAACACACUCGCUGUUAACUCUGAUGGCGUGUUGGUCUCUGGAGCCGACAAUGGAACCAUCCACAUGUGGGAUUGGAGGACGGGCUACAACUUCCAGCGGAUUCAUGCAGCCGUGCAGCCGGGAUCUCUGGACAGCGAGUCGGGCAUCUUUGCCUGCAUGUUCGACAAAUCUGAGAGCAGGCUGAUCACCGCCGAGGCUGAUAAGACCAUCAAAGUGUACAAAGAGGACGACACAGCUACGGAAGAAAGCCAUCCAGUCAACUGGAAACCUGAAAUCCUCAAGAGAAAAAGAUUCUAAAGAUUUUUUUUUUUUUAUUCGUUCAUCUUCUCACAGUAACAAUUUUAUUUCUACAAAAUGUUCUAGACACACCCGUCAAAUCAGGCAAACUCCUGAAAUGAAUUGUUCAUUUUACUCUAAGAUCCAUUUGCAGUCUUCAUUGUACGAUGUUACUCCGACCAAGAGGCCAUUUUGGACCGCCAGGAAGCUCCCGGUGUGUUUGUUCUUGAUGAUGACGGCUCUCUGAUGGCUCCGGUCAGUCUGAUCCACCAGCAGCACCCACUCUGCAGACUCAGACUGACUGGCUUCAGAGUGGACCUGGUUCCUGCAGGGGUCAAACCCUGCAGAGGGCAGAAGAAAAAUGUCUAAAAAAAAAAAUCAGUUGUUUUUUUUUGUAUUGACUCAACAGAAUUGCUGGUUGUACAGUUGUGAACAAACAUUGCCCGUUUUUCUUCUGGCUUGCAGAAACGUGAAGUUUAUUUUGCUCCAUUGAAUAAAGGCGACAUUUUUCACAUA